Molecule: messenger RNA, 693 nt
Organism: Scheffersomyces stipitis CBS 6054
Lineage: Eukaryota; Fungi; Ascomycota; Pichiomycetes; Serinales; Debaryomycetaceae
Gene: CWH8
Product: Cwh8p
Exons: 1
Coding region: 1-693 (230 amino acids)
Biological process (GO): lipid biosynthetic process; protein N-linked glycosylation
Cellular component (GO): intracellular membrane-bounded organelle; endoplasmic reticulum membrane
Molecular function (GO): dolichyldiphosphatase activity
Source: RefSeq, a predicted model, not a curated record
AUGUCCGCUUUUCCAUCAGAUUACAAUCCGAUUCCGUUUGAUCAUACAUACGUCUUGUAUGACCCUAACGACAUAAUAUCCAUAUUGUCGGUUCACUUGUCGUUGCUUCCCAUCUACGUGAUGGUGUUCUAUACCUCGUGGUUUCUCAUAACAAGAGAGAUAGAACCUGUAGUUGUGGUAGGCGGCCAUUUGGUAGGUGAAGUCUUGAAUAAGAUCGUCAAGAGAAUUAUUAAACAGCCCAGACCAGAUUUUCACAAGGAAUUUGGUAGUGGCUCCUUUAGCUUGGGAUAUGGUAUGCCCUCGGCUCAUUCACAGUUUAUGGGCUACUUUGCUGCGUACUUCAUUUGCAUAGUCCUUUUUAAGGUCAAGCAUUUGAGGAGAUACCAGCGUUUCCUAGGCUGUGCCUUUCUUGUAGUUGCAUCUAUCUUAGUUGCUUCUUCUAGAGUGUAUUUGUUGUAUCACACCGUCCAGCAGGUAGUUGUAGGUGUUAUGCUUGGUGCAUUGUUGGGGUUGGUUUACUUCAUAGCUACCACCUUUGCUAGAGAUAUAGGACUAGUUGAUUGGGUGUUGCUGUGGCCCAUAGUUAACUACUUCUACAUUAAAGAUUCGUAUUUUCACUGCUACCAAACGUUCAGGGAUGAAUACGAUACGUUCUUGCGGAGCAAGUCGAAAGGCUCUAUCAAGAAGGUGUAA